This is a messenger RNA of Cylicocyclus nassatus, 3217 nucleotides long. The record is from the annotation of a GenBank genome assembly. Lineage: Eukaryota; Metazoa; Nematoda; Chromadorea; Rhabditida; Strongylidae.
UCAGGAUCCGUUUCCGCCGUUUUGUCGGUUUUGCCUUGGAAUUGUUGGUCUAAAAAUAUGGCUGCAGCGGUAGCUAGUCAGGUCCAGCCUGUGCGAUUUAGUUCUGGACCAUCUGGGAGUGGUGUGACGUUGACUAUCUCAGGUCCUUCCACCACUUCGCCCGCAAAUAAUGUAAUCAAUCGAAGACCAAUGCCAGGAACAUUUCGUUUCCAGGCAGCACCAGUGCAAAUGCAACCUAUCGAUGUGAUGAUGAUGGGAGAUGGUCCCGGUCGGCGUUUGAGAAAGAAUGUCGCGAAUGUUCGAAGGCAUGUUGACUAUGUUGCAACGGUACUGAACCAUGCGGAGUCACGUCUUUGGCAGUACAAGCGAUGGCAGCGGCCAGUGCAACAACCGGACGAACUUUAUCAGAACACUGCUCUACCCGCUCGUUGUACACCGGAGACUCCUGUUGACUGCAUUCUUACAAAAUUUGUUAGAGCAGCUAUGAACAAAGUCAAAUGUCCGGUCUACAGUCUAUGUUGGACGCCUGAGGGUAAACGGCUAAUCACGGGUGCAUCAACAGGCGAGUUCACAUUGUGGAAUGGGACAGCGUUCAACUUCGAAACUAUUCUGCAGGCCCAUGAUUCCGCGAUACGCGCGAUGACAUGGUCUCACAAUGAGCAGUGGUUAGUGUCAGCCGACCAUGAGGGAUUCAUCAAGUACUGGCAACCAAACAUGAACAAUGUGCACAUGUAUCAAGCCCAUAAAGACGAACCCGUUCGGGGGCUAUCAUUUUCUCCCACUGAUGUCAAACUGGCAUCAGCAUCUGACGACGGUACUGUACGUAUCUGGGAUUUUGCUCGAUGCGUUGAGGAAAGGGCUAUGAGAGGUCAUGGAUCUGAGGUAAGAUGUGUAGCAUGGCAUCCAUCUAAGGGAAUGGUCGCUACUGGAUCAAGAGACUCACAACAACCAGUCAAGUUAUGGGAUCCUAGGACAGGAGAUUGUCUGACGACUUUGCAAGACCACAAGAGUUCUGUCAUGGCAGUAGAUUGGAAUCGUAACGGUAACUGGUUGCUAACAGCUGGUCGAGAUCAUCUUGUGAAACUCUACGAUAUUCGAUGUAUGAAGGAAAUGUACUCAUACAAAGGUCAUAAAAAGGAAGUCACAGCCGUUGCUUGGCAUCCUAUACAUGAAGGCCUCUUUGUAUCUGGAGGAGGCGAUGGAUCUAUUGCAUAUUGGUUGGUGGAGAAUGAGAAGGAAGUAGCCUUUCUGGAACAUGCGCAUGACCAGGCAGUCUGGGCCAUGAAGUUCCAUCCUAUGGGGCACAUUUUAGCUACAGGAUCCAAUGACAAUAAUACCAAAUUUUGGGCUCGCAAUAGACCUGGAGAUACACAGGAGGACAUUUUCGGCUUGGCAUCUUUCACUACGAACAUGGUUGGCGCACUAGAUAAAGAGCGUGAACCGAAAAGCGCUGCAAUCAGACUUGAAGACGAGUAUAUGGCACCAGUAAUUCCUGGAAUGGGACUUGAUGACGAAGUUGUUGAGAAGAUGAAUCGGGAUAUUACUUCAAACCCUGCCACAGCCCAUCACACUAUGCUGCUUAUGCCAGAAGACCUGAACGCGCGACAUCAGCAUAAUGCAAAUAUUGGAGCGAAGAAGACGCUGAUCAAGCAACCACCGCCCAAGAAAGCACAGCGUCAAUUUGAGCGUAUGUGGAAUGUGUCCAAGCCUGGAGGUUCAGGAUUUGAUGAUUACGAUGAAGACGCUGAGGAAGAAUUCUUCCAACAGCCACAACAGCAACAGAGGCCACGACAAGGCCUACUAGGGCAAGCUCCGCCUCCGAUGACUAUGCUUGCACAAACUGUCAAAGCGCAGUCGGCAGCAGCUAUGGCAGCUGGCUUUGCGGGUGGAUUUGCAGGAGCGCAGAAGCUCGGUCUUCUCCCUCCAGGCAUGCCACCAGGUUGGAAGCCAGGUUCAACUUCUAGUGGCCCCACUAGUCCAAAUGAUGAUAAGUCCGGUCCGCCGAAGGCUAACCCUACCCAGCAACCUCCCAACGAUCAAGGACGACCGAUGCCUUCCCACAGACCUCCGCUGAUUGCAAACGCUCCUGCUCCACCGAACUCAGGGCCCCCUUCACAACCUUCUCAGACGGGUCCAACUCAGUCAGGAGGACCUUCAUCCAGAGCACCGCUACCAAUGCCUCCGCAACGGCCACCAUUCCCUCAGUUGCCUCCAAAUAUACCUCCCGGUAUGACGCCUCAACAAUUGGCUGCUGCUGGAGUUUGGCCUCCUGGUAUACCCAUGCCUCCCUCGAUAGCUCAAAAACAACAGCAGCAGCAUUUGGCUGCUGCGUCAAAUACAGAAGAGCGCGAUAUGGAAGCAGACCAUGAUUAUCGACUGGCUCCUAGUUCACAAUCAUCGGGAGACGUGGAUCUUAGAGCAACACAGUCACGGGGACCACCUCCAAUGCGGGGACCGCCACCAGGCAUUCGACCAGCGGAGAGUAGAAUGGGGCCACCGUCAGAUAUGAGAAGACCUCCUGCAGAAAUGAAUCAUGCUCCUGUUGAUCAAGACCAAAGAAUACGAAACCAGGAUGAUGAGAUCCGUGACCCGAGGCGGAGACCACCUCUACCUCAGGAGGGCCUUCCUAUGCCUCCACAGCAAAGUGCUUCCAUGCCCGUUCCACAUGGUAUGCCACCACCAAGCAUGUCAUCGCAUCCACAUCCACCACUUGAUCAACGUGGACCCUCGAUGGGAGGUAGACAAUGGAAUGGACUACAAGCGCCGAUGCCACCUUCAUCCAGUGCACCGUAUGAGGACUCGCAGGAGCAACCUUACGAAAACUGGAGGCAGCCUCAGGGACCAAGACAUCAAGGAAAUGGGUACUAUGAGAAGAAUUAUGAUCGAGAUCGAGAUCGAGAUCGCGGUAGGGAAGGCGGCGGCGGCCCCAUGCGUGGAGGGCGAGGGAGGGGACGAGGUCGAGGAAGGCCGUACUAGUCUACCAGCACCUUUCGAGUUAUGAACUGUUUGUCAAGUACUGAUCAAGCACACAGUGAUAAUGAUGUUGCUCGGAUCAUGUUUUAAUGUGUAUGUAUUUCAUUGUCGGUAUGCUUUUACCCUGGGAAACAUCCAGUGUCAGACUAAAUGUCAAAGAUUAUGAGUUUAUGAGUCGAUGCGGAUAGACCUCGUUUGAGAAUACAACAUUCCGGUAUUGAGUGAAUAAAGUGUAGUGUCUCUG